This is a messenger RNA of Acanthopagrus latus (yellowfin seabream), 2611 nucleotides long. Its product is annotated as E3 ubiquitin-protein ligase TRIM39-like. Gene Ontology annotation, molecular function: zinc ion binding; protein binding. NCBI's taxonomy places the organism in Eukaryota, Metazoa, Chordata, Actinopteri, Spariformes, Sparidae. Bases 272 to 1912 code for a protein of 546 amino acids. The record is from RefSeq and is a predicted model, not a curated record. The transcript has 2 exons.
GAACAAAACACUUUGACAUCUCUUACUCCACCCAACUGUUGGUCAUGUAAACCAGAAGGAGGAAACAAGUCCUGACCCACAGGGCUGCAUUAAGAGGAGGAGCAACACUGGAAAAACGAGAUCCAAUGUCUCGAAACAGAAACGAAACUUAACAUUUGUCAGAGUUUCAGCCACGCAGCAGUCGAGACGAGUCUCUAUUUGUGUCUCAAAGACAAUUCAAACAGAUUUCAUCAGGUCUUUAACAACAGCAGAGUCUCUGACAAACACUGACAUGGCUGCUGCAAACUUCCUUCCAUCUGAAGAUCAGUUUCUGUGCUCCAUCUGUCUGGAUGUGUUCACUGAUCCUGUCACCACAUCAUGUGGACACAACUUCUGCAAAACCUGCAUCACUGAACACUGGAAUCAUAACGACCAGUACCUGUGUCCCAUGUGUAAAGAGGUUUUUAACACGAGACCUCAGCUGAGAGUCAACACUUUGCUCUCUGAGAUGGUUUCUCAGUUCAGACAGUCAGCUCAACAGAAAGCCAGCAGCAGCAGCUCAGAGCAACAAGUGUCCAAACCAGGAGAAGUUCCCUGUGACGUCUGCACUGGAACCAGACUGAAGGCCCUGAAGUCCUGCCUGGUGUGUCUGGUCUCCUACUGUCAGACUCACCUGGAGCCUCAUCUGAUAAAGUCGGGCCUGAAAAGACAUCAGCUGAUCGACCCUGUGGAGAACCUGGAGGACAGGAUGUGUCUGAAACAUGAUAAACUUCUGGAGCUGUUCUGUAGGACCGACCAGAUGUGUGUCUGUGUCCUCUGUCCUGUUUCAGACCACAAGACACAUGAUGUUGUUCCUCUGAAAGAACAAUAUGAAGAAAAGAAGGCAGAACUGAAGAAGAUGGAGGCUGAAAUUCAGCAGAUGAUCAAGAAGAAACGAUUGAAGAUUCAGGAGAUCAAGGACUCAGUGAAGCUCAGUAAGAACGAUGCAGACAGAGAGAUAGCAGAAGGUGUUCAGGUCUUCACUUCUCUGAUGGUAACUGUUGAGAGAAGCCAGGCCGAGCUCAUCAGAACAAUAGAAGAGAACCAGAAGAAGACAGAGAAACAGGCUGAAGACUUCAUCAAAGAGCUGGAACAAGAAAUCUCUGAGCUGAUGAAGAGAAGGACUGAGGUGGAGCAGCUCUCACAGUCUGAAGACCACCUCCAUCUUCUCCAAAACGUUCCAUCUCUGAGCCCUGCUCCACCCACCAAGGACUGGACAGGAGUCAGAGUCCGUCCAUCACAUGAAGGAACUGUGGUGAGAGCUGUGGCUCAGCUGGAGGAAACACUCAGUAAACAGAAGAAGAAGCUGCUUGAAGCUGAGCUGAGGAGGGUCCAGCAGUAUGCAGUGGAUGUGACUCUUGAUCCUGAAACAGCGAGUUCCUAUCUCAUCUUCACUGAUAAUGGGAAAAAAGUGCGAUACACUGAUGUUUGCAAGAAUCUACCAAACAACCGAAAGAGGUUCUCCUAUCAUGUUUGGGUUUUAGGAAAGCAGAGUUUCUCUUCAGGCAGAUUUUACUUUGAGGUUCAGGUUACAGGAAAGACUGAUUGGAAUCUAGGAGUGGCCAGAGAGUCGAUCAACAGGAAGGGGGCAAUCACACGGAGUCCUCAGAAUGGUUUUUGGACAAUACAUUUGAGAAAUGGACACCAGUACUAUGCUGCUGCUGGCCCUGAUGUCAGUCUGUCUCUGGUCUCUCGGCCUCAGAAGGUGGGGGUGUUUGUGGAUUAUGAGGAGGGUCUGGUCUCCUUUUAUGAUGUAGAUGCUGCAGCUCUGAUCUUCUCCUUUACUGGCUGCUGCUUCACUGAGAAACUCCUCCCAUUGUUAUGUCCUGGUCUUAAUGAUGGCGGUAAAAACUCUGCACCUCUGAUCAUCUCACCUGUCAGUUACACUGACUAGACUGACAACUGGUCUUAUUCAGUUUGUUGACCUUUCAGUCUUGGUAACAAAUGUACACAUUAAGUGACAAUACUGUACAGUUUGCUUCUUAUCUUUAAAAAAUCUGUUUACUGUAAUACUUUAUAUUGUACUUAUUUUUGUCUAAAAAUACGCCAUUACAAAAGCAACACACUAUUCUGAUGCAUUCAUCUCUUUAUUCCAUGUGUGUCAUAGUUAAACACUGCAUAAAAAGUUAAGGAAGAAAGUAAAUUCACUGAAUAGAUGCAAACAAACUAAUAUGUUUUCUGAGAAGUUGUUUAUUUCAUAAGUUGUUAGUUUGGCCAGUCUUGUUUUGAGAAUAACAGAUUAUGCAAGAUGGCUGAAAUAAAAAUAAAGAAAAUUUGUUGGAAAAAACUAAAUGAACUUAGUGAAAUGCUUUAAAGACAAGUGAGCACUGUUGUAAUUCUGAGUACUCAGAUUGCUUUUUAGUAAACUAGAGAGAACAGAACAUUGUCUGGGUGAGUGUGUGUGUGUUUGAAGAGCCUAAACUUCCACUUCCAUAUGUUUUUAAAAAAAAAAAACUGUAUAUGUGCUUUAAUGGUUUCUGUGUCAGCACUUAUAGUUUAUUGUCUUGCUUUCACUGAAUCAGCUGUGCCUAAUACUGUCUGCCUCUGCUCAGUUCACUGUCAGAUUGUUGGCAGAAUAAAGAUGUAAAUGUUA